GUCAGAAGUGAUGGGUAAAGGAACAAGUUUAAAACGCGAGAAACUUUGAAGGAAAAACAAAUCACGGGACCAGAUUACGCAUACUGCAAGCUCACAAGGCAUAUUGACUCGGCUCAACUUAAUACGGAGCAAACAAGAUAAAUAUGGACUUACAGUAGACUUGGAGGAUAACAUGGUGAGCACACAAAAAAGAGUCAACAAUGUGAUAUGAGACCUGCUGGGUAUGAAAGACAUCCUCAUCAUAUAGAGUGACCAGCGGGUCAUCAUUAUAACAAAGGUCACACAACUUUCCAUUAAAGUGAUUUGAAUCAAGUAUAGAAGCAGCCUGUCAAUAAAUAAGAUGGCUUGCCCCAAUUGGCUCAAAAUCAAUGUUCUUCGAGUACCUCCAUAAUAGGAAAGAGAUGCCGGAAUUGAAUCAGAUUUUUUUAUCGAAGCCUAAACAAGAAAAAUCUUUGAUAAAAAUCCCCAUGAGCCAUCAUUCCCAAAGAGAAACAGAUCUGUAAAAGUAGACACAACUAGUAAUUUAAUGUUCUCAGCGAAGAGCAGACUGCAUUGUUUAUCAACUGUAUGAUAACGUAAGCUGUAAAUGUUAUCAGACAUGAAGUCUGACACAAAGCCUCUGCUCAAGAUGGCGAUAAAAUUGUAAGAGCACCAAUGAAACUGAAGACGACAUAAACUCCUUCUGCUACAUACUGGAGUCCUUAAUCGUACAACCGGAGACGUUGACUUUUCCUGACAAUGAAUCUGACCUCCAAACUCCUGGAUCUCAUGCUGGAAGCUUCCAACCUCUCUCGCUGGCAGUUUAUACAGAAAUACUCAAUCCCACCGUUGGUGGCAGUGCCCAGACUUCCAAGCGCUCUUCUUCCUGUCUUUGGUCUGCUGUAUGUGCUCAUCUUUGGGCUUGCGGUGGUUGGAAACGGAUCUGUGCUGGUCCUUUUAUGUCGUAGGAAGGCUCUGCAGUCUCCUAGCACUUUCUUCAUUUGCUCUCUGGCGCUCAGUGAUCUACUCAUCUCGAUUGUAUGUGUUCCUGCAACACUCUUACAGCACUUCUUUAGCAACUGGUUGGCAGGGGAUUUUCUUUGCAAGUUAAUACCAUUCCUUCAAGUGACAGCCAUUGCAACAAGCAUGCUCACCAUGACAUGUAUCGCUGUAGAACGUUUCCAGGGUAUCCUUUAUCCCCUGCAUGUGCGCAACAGCUACUUUCUUUGCCAUGCCUUCAAGAUGCUGGUAGGUGUCUGGAUGGUUGCUCUCGUAAUUGCAGCUCCCAUGUUGUUUGUCCAGAAAGUGGAGGUUAAAUAUGACUUUUUGUUUGAUGUCCACCACACCUGUUGUUUGGAAGUAUGGCCAAGCCAGCAGCAGAGGAGGGCUUACACUACUUGUCUGUCAGUUCUGGUUUUCCUGGCCCCCAUGGUGACCAUGGGCAUCUUGUACUGGAAGAUUAUUAAAGAGCUGUGGGGCAAGCACAAAGUUCAUGACGUCAUGUUUCAAACACUUCCAGGAUCUGAAAUCAACAAGAUUACCAGGAGAAAGAAACGCGCUAUAAGAAUGAUGGCCACUGUGGUUCUGCUCUUUGCCGCCUGCUGGGCUCCUUUCCAUCUGGUCUCUCUGCUGCUCGACUAUGGUCAGCUAGACCUUGACCUCGACUCUGAGUUUCUCCUGGUCAGUGUGGUUCAGAUCCUAGGAUUCAGUAACUCGGUGUGCAACCCGCUGGUUUACGCCGCCCUCAAUACCACCUUCAAGAGAGACUUGCUGGCUCUGUUCAACCGAAGACGAAACACGGGUGGAGGUUGUUACUGCUUCUGCAGUAGCUCGGGAUCCUGUCGGGUCUGGAGAAGCAACAAGCGAGUCGGCGUCUCUGCGGUGGAGUCAGUGGAACCAAGACGGGGCCUGGAGACGACGAGUAGACAAGGAGGAAUUAGAUCAUGGAGCAAAGUGGCAUGGGAACCUGAGCCAGAAAGACCUACGUCCAACUUGUUCCCCCAUAUGUUUACCGGCAUCACGUCUAAAAAGUGCUCCAGUACUAUGAUUUUAAGCGUUAUUGACCCACCGCACACUGACAGCACGUCUGGAUCUGACCAACCUCUGACGGUGAUGCUAGACGGGUGAAUGUAUGAGAUACCUGCCCGUCACUUGCAAAGCAAUCACUCAACAUAUGGAUUUGCUCAGUGAUUCAUGUCAUCAAUUUGAUGUAGAGGAAUUACAUAUUCAUUAUAAAUAAUUUAAAUCAUCAUAAAUUAAAAAUUAACUGGUUGAGAUAGCUAUCUCAAGAGGUUGGCUUUUAAACCAGCUAACUAGUUGAGUGAAGUGUACGAUUGAAGGUAGAUAUUAAAUAUUUUAAAGAACGUAAAGUGGAUUUUUUUGCUGCAGGCUCUGUUGGAAAUGUUGGCACAAAAGUCGGCGUGUCUGUCAACUUUGCACAUGGAAAAUCAAGGCAGUGAAAAUCUCAGAUUAAAAAGACAUCAUGACUUUGCCGCCAGAAUCCUUCUGCCCCGUUCUCCAGCCUGAAUUCACCCUACGGAUAAUGAUAAGGAUGUUCAAACAGGGAACGCACAUCAAUGACUUGCAGCUGCUGAUUUUCAAACCUUUGAAGAAUGUGUGGCUCGCUGCCGCUUUAAGAGCUGAGGUUAUAUAAAUUGAAUGAAUGGAAACAAUGUCUCCGGCGUGUGAACACCUCAUUCGGUCAAGGCAAAACUAGCGACGUUUUAAUACUGACAUGGAUCUGAGCGAUUCACUGAGGGUGAUGUUUAGCCUCUGGCCUUUGAUUUCUGUCUCCAUGUGGUUGGGCUCAAGUCUGCUGGAAGUCACUGGAGUUAAAGAUUAUUCAGCAGGGGUCUGCAGCUUGCUUUGGAGAUGCUUAAAUACUGUAGAUGAGAGUUAAGUGCAUCACAUCCACCAUGAAGGGGGUGGAUUUAUAUCAAAGUGGCAGAAGACACAGAAGGGAAAUCUGGCAACGGAUCCCACAGCCCACCAGAACCAUAAUAGUCUGAUUUUCAAUGAUAUUGUAUAUUAUGUUUGUAUAUUUGAAAGCUUAUAUAUGUGGCAUGACGAGGGGGUUGGGGGAUAGCUUCGUGACGAAAGCAAAGAUUUUGCAUAAAACUCCGACUACGCCACCCCGGGACUUACACCCAGGGAAAUAAUCCUUACACCCAAAAAGGCGGUAAGGCACACAAGUUCAUUCCUCAGAACAAGAGCAAUGAGCAGGAGACGUGGGUAUAAUACAAAAAUAUAAGAUUUAUUUUCACAACCUUCGUUGAGGUAGGAGAAUGACUUAAAACAGGCAUAGACUGAUGUUACUCCACACACAGCUCUCUUACACUCCAACCAUAAAAGACACAAAACAGAUGAUCUUAAAACAUCACAUUAUCACACAACACAAAAUUAUACAAAAGUACAAAACGACUGUAGAAAAGAAAAUAUAAUUUCCACAAAUACAAUGACUGGCAACAGUUAACAUAACAAAUAAAAAUACAAAACAUCAACUUACAGGGCUGAGGUUCCCACAGGAGUGAUCACUGGCGCAAAUUAUCAAAAAGCACUCACACACCACACCGUGAGUUCAGAGCACACACACUCAUACACAGCAAAAAUGUGUAGCACGGCAACCAUCGACACUGUACCACCACCAUUACAAGAUCCUUUGCCCGUGGAAACCCCCAGCCCCUGAAAGUAAAGCAACACACACCAAUAAAUGGCAAAUGAGCUACACAGAAGAAAUCAUACGGCGCGAACACAAAGUCCAUACGCCAGCUUCAAUGUCCUCCACUGAGAAAUAGAACUUU
Messenger RNA from Paramisgurnus dabryanus, 3779 nucleotides. RefSeq names its product pyroglutamylated RF-amide peptide receptor. Lineage: Eukaryota; Metazoa; Chordata; Actinopteri; Cypriniformes; Cobitidae. Gene Ontology annotation, molecular function: peptide binding; neuropeptide Y receptor activity. Gene Ontology annotation, cellular component: plasma membrane. The record is from RefSeq and is a predicted model, not a curated record. Gene Ontology annotation, biological process: G protein-coupled receptor signaling pathway; cellular response to hormone stimulus.